Molecule: messenger RNA, 2640 nt
Organism: Haliotis rufescens (red abalone)
Lineage: Eukaryota; Metazoa; Mollusca; Gastropoda; Lepetellida; Haliotidae
Exons: 2
Coding region: 65-1924 (619 amino acids)
Source: RefSeq, a predicted model, not a curated record
UCUGGUCUUCCUAGAUUCUUGCAAAUUUUUGCAAAGCUCUUUAGAUGCUCUGACUAAGAAUCAGAUGAAUAAAGGAUUAGACACAUUUGUUUUCUUGAAAGAGCAGUUCCCACAGCAUGUUGGUAUAAUGACUCGAAAGCUUCCUUUUCCUUAUGAGUACAUGGAUUCAUGGGAAAAAUUAAAUGACACACAGUUGCCACCUAAAGAAUCCUUCUACAGUUCCUUGAGUGAUGAAGGCAUUACUGAUGAAGACUAUGUCUUUGCCCAUGAAUUGUGGCAUACAUUCGCAUGCAACACAAUGUCUGACUUUACACGGUUGUAUGUGGUUGUAGACACACUGUUGUUGGCUGAUAUUGUCGAAACAUUCAGAACUGGAUGUUUAGCAGAUUAUGGACUUGACAUCUGUCACUACUAUUCCAUGCCUGGGUUUUGUAUUGAUGCAGCACUGAAAGUCACCGGGGUCAAGCUUGAUCUCUUCACUGAUGUAGAUAGUUACAAUUUUGUGGAAAAUUCCAUUCGGGGAGGCGUGUCUGUCAUCGGUAAGAAAUUUGCCGAAAGCAACAAUGAAUACAUGUCUAAUUAUAACCCAGAAAAAGAGGCCUCAGUGCUUCUGUACAUGGACUUUAACAGUCUUUAUUCUGGAGUUAUGCUGGAACCCCUACCUAUUGGUAACUAUCAGUUCAUGUCAGCACAAGAUUAUGAAACUAUUGAUUGGGUUACAAUAGAUACCCAAGGGGAUACAGGUUACAUUUUGGAAGUGGACUUGCACUAUCCUAAACAUUUACACAAACUUCAUGCUGCUUUCCCCAUGGCUCCUACCCAUGACAACAUUCCCUUUGAGGACUUUUCACCUUAUCACAAAGAGUUACUCAGCCAGUUCUAUACCUCCCAGUGUCAAAAACCCUCAGGCAAGAAAUUGUUUGCUACUUUAAAAGAUCGCUUGAACUAUGUGGUUCAUUUCAAAACUUUGCAACUGUAUUUGAGACAUGGGCUAGUCCUCCAACACAUUCAUAGAGUGUUAAAGUUCAAGCAAGGUCCCUGGUUGAAACCCUAUGUUCAGUUAAAUUUGGAAAGUCGCAAACACGCAACUGAUGCCUGUGACAAGGACCGAUAUAAACUUAUGAAUAAUUGUGUGUUUGGCAGGUUCUGUAUGAAUAAACGCAAGCGGAAAUCCGUGCACUUAGUGACCCAAAGACAGCAAUUUCGCAGUUAUGUAGCUAAAACCAAUUUCAAGCAGGUGAAAGUGUUUUCAGAAGAUGUUGUGUCCGUGGAAAUGGAGCAAGUGUCUGUCCUUUUAGAUCAACCUAUCGCUGUUGGUUUCAGUAUUUUGGAUUUAGCCAAAUUUCAAAUCCUUUCUUUCUAUUAUGACGUCAUGCAACAGCAAUAUGGACCAGAACGAUUGGACUUGCUCAUGACAGACACAGACAGUCUCUUUUUGCACAUUCAUGCCCCUCCACACGAGACUUUGCUUGAUCCCUACAUAUUCAUGAAGCAAAAUCUGCAUUUGUUUGAUACUUCCAAUUAUGAUCAGAACGAUCCUAAAGGAUUGUAUUCGAAUGAAAACAAAAAAGUCACAGGAAAGAUGAAGGAUGAAGCUGCAGGAAAGAUCAUUUUAGAGUUUGUAGGGUUGAAAAGCAAAAUGUAUUCCUUUUUGAUACAAUCAGAUGAGAACACUGUAUCAAACCAAAAGACAGCUAAAGGAAUAAAGAAAUCUGUCAUUGCUAAGCAAUUGACCCAUAAGAAAUACAAAGACAGUCUCCUGGAGAGGAAACCUUUUUAUUGUUCCUAUUCACUCAUUCGCUCUCACAAUAACACUUUAUACACUGAGUCAUUAAGCAAAAUAGCAUUAUCCCCCUUAGAUGAUAAACGUUAUGUACUAGAGGAUGGUAUAUAUAGUUUACCCUAUGGGUAUUCACCAGUCUAAGAGUAUGUGGUAAUGCUGUUCAAGUUCCACAUUUUAGAGAUGGGUGAUUGAUACAGCAACAUGAGUACCACCGGAUUCAUUUACCAGUUAAGACGAAACGGCGGCAAUGACAUACUGUAUUAUGAAGGUAGAAGCUUCCGAAGAAGCCAUGAGGAUGCCAUGCAGGCAGGUUUACAGCGUGCAAGAAGAAUGUUCCAUCAAGACGAGAAUCAUCAAACACCCAACUAUUCAGUAACUGUGCGUGAAAUUCACAUCAACAGGAGACAAAUAACCAAUCGCUUACAGCUGCGUCGAAACAAAAGACUUUUCGUAGGCAUCUUGGAAACUCACUAUCUCAAUGAACUCCAGAGACUUGUUCGGAAGUUAUGUUGUGAUAAUUGUUAUGGAUGUGAAGUUAAUCAUCCAUCGCAAGUACAUCACCAGUGUCUCAUGAUGAACAGUGACGAGUGUAUUACUCAAUACUUUGAUCGUGCAGUGAAUGAGCUGCCCCUUCAUACCAUCUUGGAAAAAGCCAAGCAACAGAGGGUAAGCCUUGGGCUAGAGUUUCAGGAUCAGCACACUGUGCAUUUCAAUGACACCGAUUAUAUGCAUAGUCAUUUCUUCUGCAAUGACAGAAAAGAAAGACUUGAGAUGCAGCUCAGAGUCCUUAUGAACAUGGAAGAUAGUAAUAACUAAAAGUCGCAUGUGUUAGCAUUAUUUUAUUGCUUUACAAUCUG